Messenger RNA from Olea europaea var. sylvestris, 2187 nucleotides. RefSeq lists its product as uncharacterized. Bases 147 to 1394 code for a protein of 415 amino acids. NCBI's taxonomy places the organism in Eukaryota, Viridiplantae, Streptophyta, Magnoliopsida, Lamiales, Oleaceae. The transcript has a single exon. Gene Ontology annotation, molecular function: methyltransferase activity. The record is from RefSeq and is a predicted model, not a curated record.
CUCAUCAAUCCACUACUCGCUCACGGUUUCAAAUCUCGCAGUUCUCUCACCUCGAUCUCUCUCUCUCUCUCACACUCACAAACAUACGGAUUGCUCUCUCUAUUACAGAAUCGAAUCAAUUAAUUAGUGGAAACAGAGCAAGAAAAAUGGGCUCUGUUUCGUUGAAACUAGGAGAUGGAACCGCAAGAUUCAAGCGGGCAUCAGUGUGUACAUCAGCAGUUAAUAUGUUGAUGCUAUUUUCUGUAAUCAUUACCAACAUUUUUGCUUUCUAUGCUUUCACAUACCACCCUACGAAACUUCAUCGCUACCAUAAUCCCAAGAACAUAGCUCUGAUCUCGGAAAAAGUGUCCUUGAUCCUAAGAGAGAUUGAUUCUUCACAGAAAAAGCUAGCUCAGAUGGAGAAAGAGAUCCUGGGUUAUGAAAGCAUCGAUCUUUCCAGACCCAACAUUGCAAAUGAGCUGAAAGAGUACUUGAAGCACCAUGAAUUGCCUUUGGGGAAAGAUUCGAGAACUGGGAUCACUGAAAUGAUGGCAUCUGUGGGGCAUUCCUGUGAGAAAUCCAUGGAUUUGUUGUCACAGUAUAUGAAUUAUAAAGUCAACGGGCCUUGCCCUGAUGACUGGAGCCUUGGCCAGACGCUGAUUCUUCGAGGAUGUGAGCCUCUGCCGAGGAGGAGGUGCUUUGCAAAGACUACUCCCAAGGUAGAAUUGCAGCCUUUUCCAUUUUCACUUUGGAAAAAUGUUAGUGAAAAGAGUUUUAGUUGGAGUGGUCUUGGAUGCAAAAAUCUUGCUUGUUUGAAUAGUAAAAAAUUGAAUAAGGAUUGUACCGAUUGUCUUAAUAUAGUUAACGGUUAUGAGACUCAGAUAUAUGUUAAGGCUAAAGGGAAAAAUGAUUUCUUGAUUGAUGAUGUGUUGGCUAUGGGCAGCAGUAGGAUUCGGGUUGGGUUUGAUAUCAGUGGAGGGUCCGGGACUUUUGCUGCUAGGAUGGCUGAGAGGAAUGUGACUGUUGUUACUGCCACGUUGAAUGUUGAUGCUCCUUUUAAUGAAUUCAUUGCUGCAAGAGGGCUUUUCCCUUUGUAUUUGAGCUUAGAUCAUAGGUUUCCAUUUUAUGAUAAUGUGUUUGAUUUGGUUCACGUGGCGAACGGGUUGGAUGUCAGCGGCAGAACUGAGAAAUUGGAGUUCUUGAUGUUUGAUAUUGACCGGAUUUUAAGGGCUGGUGGGUUGUUUUGGGUGGAUAACUUUCAUUGUUAUAACGAUGAUAAGAAAAGGGCUCUAACUCGGUUGCUAGAACGUUUUGGGUAUAAAAAGCUGAAGUGGGUCGUGGGAGAGAAAGUUAAUAGUUCAGGGAAAUCAGAAGUUUAUUUGUCUGCUGUUCUACAGAAACCAGUAAGAAUAUAAUACAAUGAUUUCUUCCGGGAAAUUCUGGAUGUAAUACUAGUGUAGCAGCAAUGGUUACAAUGUAAUUCAUCUUCGUCCAUUAUUUUACAUAUUCGCAAUUCGUUUGUAAUGACAAAUAAGUGAAGGGCAUUGACUGUUUCUUUUCCAGAUUGGUAUUUGCAAGCAAGAACUGCUGAUUUUCCCCGGUGAGGUUUGAUAUCUUUCUAAAUGUAACUUGAAGAGCCUCGUUUUAACAACUAAGAUCUUUUGUCAUGAAUGCUUUAUGUAGCUGUUAAUUGAGUUCUAUCAGUAGAAUUAUUGAACAUCAUUUGUGCAGCACUGCCUUCUCUGUUUCAAUCAGUGAGACAUGCUAUGUGAACUCAAGAACAGAUUUCAUCUUCACGGUAGUAAAAAUUGAUUCACUGCAUUGUGUGGUGGGGAAAACUGAGAAACUCAUGGGAGACAAGUAAUUCUAAGUUUCAUGUAUUCCGCGUAAUUCUUAUUCCUGCUUCAAAUUCAUAGGUCUGCUUUGUUUCAUCCGAUGCUGUCAUACACAACCUAUAGUUGAAUUUCCUAAUGCUAGAACCUUAUUCACAUCAAGACCAUGUCGAGGGUAUAUGACAGGAUUUCAGAACAAAAGUAUUGCCUCCAGUAAACCAUUUUACAGAUUUUUCGUUCCUUGUAUUGUUAUUUUAUUUCCAGAAAUUCAUAAAAAUAUGAAACUGGGGCUUGCAAGUAAUUUGAUGCAAAUCAUGUUGUGAUGUAAUGAUGGAAUUUUAGUCUUUGCUUGCUGAUAUAAAGCCUCAUUCCAGAA